This is a messenger RNA of Staurois parvus, 516 nucleotides long. The record is from the annotation of a GenBank genome assembly. Lineage: Eukaryota; Metazoa; Chordata; Amphibia; Anura; Ranidae.
UCCGGGGAGAAAGGAUAUAGUGAAUGCGGGGUCCGGGGAGAAAGGAUAUAGUGAAUGCGGGGUCCGGAGAGAGCGGAUAUAGUGAAUGCAGGGUCCGGGGAGAGCGGAUAUAGUGAAUGCGGGGUCCGGGGAGAGCGGACAUAGUGAAUGCGGGGGUCCGGGGAGAGCGGAUAUAGUGAAUGCGGGGUCCGGGGAGAGCGGACAUAGUGAAUGCGGGGUCCGGGGGAGAGCGGAUAUAGUGAAUGCGGGGUCCGGGGAGAGCGGAUAUAGUGAAUGCGGGGUCCGGGGAGAAAGGAUAUAGUGAAUGCGGGGUCCGGGGAGAGCGGAUAUAGUGAAUGCAGGGUCCGGGGAGAGCGGAUAUAGUGAAUGCGGGGUCCGGGGAGAGCGGAUAUAGUGAAUGCAGGGGUCCGGGGAGAGCGGAUAUAGUGAAUGCGGGGUCCGGGGAGAGCGGAUAUAGUGAAUGCGGGGUCCGGGGAGAGCGGAUAUAGUGAAUGCGGGGUCCGGGGAGACCGGAUA